Molecule: messenger RNA, 492 nt
Organism: Aspergillus puulaauensis
Lineage: Eukaryota; Fungi; Ascomycota; Eurotiomycetes; Eurotiales; Aspergillaceae
Exons: 3
Coding region: 1-492 (163 amino acids)
Biological process (GO): melanin metabolic process
Molecular function (GO): scytalone dehydratase activity
Source: RefSeq, a predicted model, not a curated record
AUGGCCAAAGGCAUUCGCAACGUGCCCACAUAUGAAGACACCACGGGCUGUCAAUUCGCGCUUUUCGAAUGGGCCGAGAGCUACGACAGCAAGGACUGGGCUCGUCUUGCCAAGUGCAUCGCCCCAACACUCCAUAUUGACUACCGGAGCGUCAUGGGACAAGAGUGGGAGUCCAUGCCGGCGGAUGAUUUUGUAGCGCUGGCGUCCAGCUCCAAGUUCCUGGGCAACGCGCGCAUCAAGACACAGCACCUCAUCGGAGCCUCGAAGUGGGAGCAGACCAGCAGCGAUACGAUUACGGGCUGGCACCAAAUGCGCGUGGCUCAUCAAAAGUACAGCGACGAUGCGCUGACCGAGGUUCUGCACAAGGGCCAUGCCCACGGUAAAGCCACGACCAAGUUCCAGAGGGUGGAUGGCGAGUGGAAGUUUGCCGGGCUUGAGCCGGGGAUUAGAUGGCAUGAGCAUGAUCUGGACAAGAUCUUUGCUGAUGAGUAG